Messenger RNA from Argiope bruennichi, 4330 nucleotides. RefSeq names its product glycerophosphocholine cholinephosphodiesterase ENPP6-like. The record is from RefSeq and is a predicted model, not a curated record. Lineage: Eukaryota; Metazoa; Arthropoda; Arachnida; Araneae; Araneidae. The transcript has 7 exons. The coding region runs from base 311 to 1696 and encodes 461 amino acids.
GAAACAGGACCAGAAUUCACCUACAAGCCGCAGCUAUAACAGUAACACACAAAUCACAUACAUGACAAAAGGAUUUAUUUAAAAGCACUUCAUCCUUUCCACGGAAGUUUAACCUUGACGUAACUGGUGCCUUCAUUUCUGUUGUCGAUUGUCUAUUUCGCCACCUGUUAUUAACUCAAACAUUAUUCAGAGCGAUUGCAUACAGAGCAAUUUUAGCUCUAGAGAGAUUCGAAAGAACAACUAAAGUGCAUUUAAGCGGUUUAUGUAGAGGUGUCAAUAGAGUGUAACUAUUUAUUUAUCAAAGAAAGUCAUGAAGUUCAAAGUUUCGGUUGUUCUAGUUGCCUUUGUGUUUUUGAUUCACUGUUUAAGCGAAGUGACAGCUUCUAACAAAUUAAUCGUUGUUUUAGUUGAUGGAGUCAGAUGGGAUUAUCUAAACGACAAAAAUUUGAAAGGAUUUCGUCGCAUAAUGGAAAAUGGAGUAAGAGCUCCGUAUGUAAAUCCUGUUUUUCCAUCUCUGUCGUAUCCUAACUGGGAAACUUUAGUUACAGGUCUGUAUCCUGAAAACCAUGGUUUUGUUGGUAAUCAUAUAUACGACAACGCUUCUGACAGCGUUUUCGCAAUGCUCCCGAAACCUGGUGCGGAUGAUGCGCGUUGGUGGAACGAUGCCGAACCUAUUUGGAUAACCGCCGAAAAAAACAGCAAAAGAUCAGCGAUGUACUGGUGGGCCGGAUGCGAGGUGGAGAUCAGAGGAUCCCAUCCAACUAUUUGUGAGAGGUGGUCCACGAAUUACGAGGGCCUCCCGUCAAAAGAAACAAGAACCGAUUUUCUGGAAAGAAUUGAUGACGUCGUUCAACUGUUCAAACCAUCCAAAAAGUUCUCAGCCGAUAGGUUAUCGUUAGUUCUCAUGUAUUACGACUCUGUUGAUUAUGCAGGCCAUAUGCAUGGUCCAAAGUCAGCAGAAGUGACAGAAGCUCUACAAGAUAUUGAUGAGAUUUUAAACAAAAUGCAGCAGAAAAUAAAGGAUGCUCACCUUGAAGACGAGGUGAACAUCAUGGUCUUGUCUGACCAUGGCAUGACAGAUGCAAGAGAAAAUGUCCUCAGGUAUAUCGAUUUGACAAAAUACGCUGACAAAAUAAAACACCAACUGGAUUUCGGUGCUGUGUCUGGAAUCGUUCCCCAACCCGGAAUGCUAAACAAACUGGUGCAAGAGAUUGCUAAUGAUAAAACAGAAGGACUUCGAAUCUACAAGAAAGAUGAUAUACCAGAAAAUUAUCACCUGAAAGGCAGUUAUAAGACUGCUCCGAUACUUCUAAUAGCUAAUAAAGGGUAUUACAUCCAAAGCCUAAGCAAAGUAAAAAUGCAAGGCCAUCAUGGUUAUGAUCCAGUAGAAGUACCGGACAUGAGAACCAUUUUUCUUGCCUCAGGACCAGAUUUUCGAAAAGGACACACGACUGCGCCUUUAUCCACUCUUGAUAUGUAUAAUGUGAUGUGUCACGUCCUUGACAUUCCACCUCUCCCAAAUAACGGGUCUUUGGAACGUGUUCAGUCCAUGUUUACGAGAAAGAAAAACCUAUCACCCAAUUCAAUAUCCAUAACAUCAGCAGCUUCAUCUGCUAAAAGUAGCUCCUGUUUUAUACAUUCCAUGAUUAUAAUUUACUCUUCUCUGUUUACAAUGAUGUUUUUAAAAUUUCUGUAAAUAUUCCAUCAAUAUUCCACAUAAAAUUGCCAUACUUCAUUAAUUGUGUGAAAUCGUCUACUAAAUAGAUUAGUAGCGUGUAGCAAAAGAUGACUGUAUAAAACAAUUGACAUUAAAAUAUAGAUAAUGUUGUAUUUAUUAAAAGUUGAGAUAGAGAAACUUUCUUUUGUUGUGUUCAUGAAAGAAUUUAAAAAUAUCAUAGGUUAUUUAUUAGAUGUUACUUUAUUAUUUUCAUUAUUAUCACUAAUUAUAAUUUUAUGUUAUUAAUUAAAAAUUUUAUAAUUGUUAUUUAUAAUGCAAAUAGAAUUAUUAAUUUUUUUCUACCAGAAAAAAUGUUGCAUUUAAUAGGUGUGAAAGGGAAAAUACUGUGCAGUGAGCAAUUCCACGUAAAUUCCAAUAAUUUAACCCAGGAGGAUGCGCAUGAGGCUCCAAAGCGCGAGAUUUUAAAAAAUAUAUGACAGCAAAUCGGGUUUUCAGCAGAAUAACAGCAGUUUCAAUAUAACAGCAUUUAAACUCCUUUCGAAUGAUUAUAGGCAUUUCGAAAUGUCCCCUAUUUUCUUGUUUCAGAAAACAGAUAGAUUUCUGAACUUUUAAUGUCCGAUGCGCAAGCUCACAUUUCAAUGUUGGAUUAUUUAGAAGAAGGCCAUAAUUAAGUUUUAUUUCUAAAUUCUCUGGAUCUGCAAAACCGGAUGCGUAUCUUUAAAUAACAUUAAAAAAAAAAAAAACGCGCGUCUUCGCCGGUAAAAUUGAGGGGAAUGGCUUUGGAUCACAUUCCUAUAUCGUGGUAGGGACAUAUAUCAAGAUAGAUCCCUCAAUUUUGUUUCUCAUACUGUUCGAGAAUUCUCAGACAUUGAAAGGAAUUGACACUUCCUUCCUUUUGCGGGUUAUCCGCGCCUGCCGCACUAAGUUUUCUUUUUUUUUCCUUCCAAGCAAAGAGAAAAUGCUUCCAAAGCAAGAAGCAAACACAAAUGACUGAUUUCUUCAAAAAGGUGUAGUUUUACAGUUAUGCUUUUGUAAUUACAUAAUGCAUUACAGUAUUAAAACAGUACAUAUGUAUUAAUUUUUCUGUGCAUCCUUGACGCCUCUCGUAAGUACAAAGCACUUUUCUGUUUUCAUUAACAAAAUGCAUUUUAGGUUAGUUUUGAGUGAUAUACUAAAACAUCAAGCGUUAGUGAAACAUUUCCUGCUGUUUAUUUUACGUUUUAUUGUACAUAAAACGAUUUUUCAAAGUUGGAAUGACUGUUUUCUCUUUUGCUAUACGCGUUUUUAGCUUUUUUCGGAUUAUCCGCGAUUAAUGUUAUCCGCGGCGGCCGCGCCACCCAAUUCCGCGGAUAAUCGGGAGUGUACUGUAUUUAGAAAAGCCUCCUCUUGAAAGCAAUGGUAAAAAUUUCCAUCUGCAAAUAUUGUCAGAUCUGGCGUUUCUCAUAAAAAUAGACUAUUUUUUUGAGCGAUUUUAUCGACAUUCAUUUGAAAUGAGAACUAUUAAAUGAAUCCAUUACGUGUAGAGAAAUUCCAUAUAAUUGUUGCAUUGCUUUAUCACUAUAUAAACGAAUAUUUUAUAAAUUUAAUAGAUACCUAGAAAUUUUUGACGUAUUUAAAAGAGAUCAUGGAGAUAAGUGCAGAAAUCAGGGAAGAAGAGGGAUGUUUGGAAAUCCUUAUACAAGAGUUUCUACAAUUCAGUUUUUAGGGAAAUCACUUUGAAAGGAAAUCGGAAUUUUUUACAAUUAUUCUUUGAACACAUCGAGAAGCUAGCCAGGCCAUUUUACGGCCGUUCGAAAAUAAGUGUACAAUAUAGCUGAAGUCAACUAACAAUAAAUCAACAUAAAGAGUCAGUUUGAAUUGCUUGACAUUAUUUCUUAAAUUCAACUGAAUUAAUAAAAAAAAGGAAAAGAAAAAAAAAAUCCAACAAGUACAUAUUGUAUCCAUUUUUUAACUAAGAAGAAGUCAAAAGCUGCUAGGCAAGCAAAGUUCAACUUUAUUAUCUUAAAUUAGUUUAAUAAAGCUUUUUAAAUUUUAUCCUUUAUUUAAAUAAAAUGUUCGAUUUUUAAACCAAAUUAAAUUAAUAUUUACAUUUAUAUUUAUGGAGUUUAUAAAAAACAGUGUUCUUACUCCUACUUCACAAAGUUUUAGGCAAAAGCCAUAUGUGCGGAAUUAUCUACCAAUGGGGGGUAAUACCGCGUAAAUAAACUUUUUUGAAAAUUGAUUAUUCUAAAAAAGCAAAUUGAUUUAACGAAAAAGAACUGCUGCUACUUUACACUUAAUGGAUAUUAAAAGUUGGUCAGUAAAAAUUUACUGUUACAAAACUCUCUUAGGUGAUCGAAAUUCGCUCACUUUUACGUUUGCUACAAAAACUAACGAACAACGUUGCAAAGGUCUGAAAUAAUACUGUAAAAUGAAUAGAUAAUUUUGAAAAUGGUCACUUAAAAAUAGUCGCUAUUUGAUGAAUAGUUUCCUCAAAUUACUUGUUGUACAAUUAUUAUACAGCAAUUAAUUGUUAUGCAAGACAAUAUACAGCUUAAAUUUAAUGAAAUUCUGCAUGUUUUCAGGCAUAUGAAUCUAGUUGUACAAUUAUUAUGGAUUUUUAUUUCAAGAUUCAUAUCAUGUGCAUUUUAUUUAAUAUACAUUAAUUUCUUU